Messenger RNA from Arabis nemorensis, 168 nucleotides. NCBI's taxonomy places the organism in Eukaryota, Viridiplantae, Streptophyta, Magnoliopsida, Brassicales, Brassicaceae. The record is from the annotation of a GenBank genome assembly.
AUGGGACAGAUCGCCGGAGGGUUCGACGGAGUCCGCGGUCGAGAGCUCUAUGGAGGGAAACCGUCGAGAGAGAUGGGAGACGAUGCUGAGACGAUUUCGUCGAGAGAGAUAGAAGACUUUCCCAAGACCACACUCCUUCGCCUCUCUCUCUGUGACACGUGCAGCUAA